ACCAGUGUCGACUUAAUAAUAAAUGAUUUGGUGUUGCAGUGUGGGAGGCGGAGUGGAGCAUCUCUCUCUCUCAUCACAGGACUGCGACAGAUGCGCAGCUGCUUCCAGCGGUUUGGUGGAAAUAGAUUAAAAAAGACAAGUCAAAGGAAAAAGUGCAUCUGAGAACUCACGAGAUAUUUUACAGUCGUGGAAUCCGCGUCAGGACGAAGGUUUGUGUUUUCAUCACAGCUCGUCUGUUGUGAUGUCAUCCUCUGAAAAUGCUGCGUCACAUGAAGUCUGUGCAGCAUCAUCCCCAGCACCAGAGUCCGAACCCCUGAGGCUCGUCCUGCUGGGGAGGACGGGAACAGGCCGAAGUUCCUCGGGCAACGCCAUCCUGGGCAGGUCGGCUUUCAGGGCGGACGUCUCCCCCUCUUCUGUGACCACGCAAUGCAAGAAGGAGACUGGGACAGUGAACGGGCGCAGCGUCUCUGUGAUUGACACCCCGGGGUUCUUCCACACACAGCUGCCACCUCAGGUGGUCAUGGCAGAGGUGGGGCGGUGUGUCACCCUGUCCUCUCCGGGACCCCAUGCCUUCUUAGUAACGCUGCAGCCCUGCAGGUUCACAAAAGAGGAAAGGGAAACGCUGGAGUGGAUCAAGGCUACAUUUGGGCCUGAAGUCCGCAGGUUCACCAUGGUGCUGUUCACCUGGGGAGACAAGCUGCAGGGCAAACACACCGGGGACUUCCUGGAGGAGAGCAAGGAGCUGCUGGAGUUUGUCAGCAGCUGCCAUGGAGGGUAUCAUGUCUUUGAUAACAGCGAGCGGGACAAGACAACAGAGUGGACGCCACAAGUCGAGCAGCUGCUGAAGAAGGUGGACAAGAUGGUGGAGGGCAAUGGAGGCGGUUGCUACAGCAACGAGAUGUUUCGGGAGGCCGAGAGGGUGAUCAAGGAGGCACAAGAGAGGAUUCUGGGACAAAACCCGGAGUCCCCUCAGAAGUUAGCUGAGGUCAAGGAGGAGCAGGGACCAGAGUUAGAGAGGAGGAGGAGGAGGGAGGAGGAAGAGGCCAGGAAGAGGGCGGAGGGCCUUUUCUGGUGCGAGCUGCUGACUGCGGUGGGGAAGGGUGCAGCAGAGGGGGCAGGAAUCAUGGGGAAGGACAAAGGGAAAGGGAAAGCUGUGACGAAGGUGAAGGUGGUGGAGAGGGCAGCCGCUCUGGCAGCGUCGCCGCUCUCCAUCAGCUCUGCCGCGAAAGUGGUGGGAGGGGCUGUGAGGGAGGGGAGUAAAGUGUUGUACAAGCAUCGAAAAACUUUGCUGCACUGAGGGAAACUUUACUGCACUGAGGGAAACUUUACUGCACUAAGGGAAACUUUACUGCAUUCAAAUGUGGUGGAGUUCUGGUCUUUAUUCAGCCCAGAGGAGAACAACUCACUCAUUCACACAUUCUAUCUGUAAUUAACAC
Messenger RNA from Paralichthys olivaceus (Japanese flounder), 1436 nucleotides. Its product is annotated as GTPase IMAP family member 4-like. The record is from RefSeq and is a predicted model, not a curated record. Lineage: Eukaryota; Metazoa; Chordata; Actinopteri; Pleuronectiformes; Paralichthyidae. Gene Ontology annotation, molecular function: GTP binding.